Chinchilla lanigera (long-tailed chinchilla) is the source of this 5304-nucleotide messenger RNA. RefSeq names its product chromosome unknown open reading frame, human C10orf71 (gene CUNH10orf71). Gene Ontology annotation, cellular component: Z disc. The transcript is spliced from 4 exons. Gene Ontology annotation, biological process: positive regulation of calcineurin-NFAT signaling cascade. NCBI's taxonomy places the organism in Eukaryota, Metazoa, Chordata, Mammalia, Rodentia, Chinchillidae. The record is from RefSeq and is a predicted model, not a curated record. Bases 485 to 4732 code for a protein of 1415 amino acids.
UUGUUUAAUCUGACUGUUACUUGACACCACACGGGUGUCGCCGGGUGGACUGUUUGCCUUUUCCCCUCCACAGCACACUGGUCCCCGCCGGGUCUCUGCCGAGAUGGGCCAUGGUGAUAUCAAAAGCAAACAAGAAAAGAAGUUUGGAAACUACAGACUCUGAAACAUAAUAAGACAGGCACACAUACCCCCGGCUGCUAUACCAGGCUAAGUGACACUCUGCUCCAUGUAUAGAGCACCUUUCUUUAUUCAUCUGUCCAUCCAUGGACGUUCAUGAUGCUCCUGUGUUCCCCUGCUUAGAACAGCACUGCUGAGAGCACGGGAGUAUGAGCAUCUUCUCUAAGAGAAAAAGAAAAUCCGUGCUUUGAGAUUAGAACUGGUCCACAGGAAGCUCCAAUUUUGUGGGAAGUGGGCUGCACCUAUCCUUCCAGCAGCAGCAGCAUCAGAGCCCUCCCCGCGCCACCCCCCCCACGCCAACAGGGCCAUGCAGGGCAACAAGAAGUGCACAGAUGGCUUCAGCGACUCCUCUAGCAUCGGCAGCGUGCUGGAUGAUGCAGACCGGGAGGUGAGCAACCUCACAGACCGGGCCUUCCGGAGCCUGUGCGUCUCUGAGGAGGCCUCCUUCCAUGACUCUGAUCUGGCCCUGUCCCCGGACAUCUCCCGCCGGGUGUUUGGGCCUCUCCACCAAGGUACAGUGAGCCACGCCCACAGGAAGAGUGGCAUCUGGAGCCAGCUUCCGCCACAAGGCACAGAGCACACGGGCUGGGCGGCCACUUUCCAACAGCUGCCCAAGUACGUUCAAGGGGAGGACAAGUACCCCAAAAGCAGCCCCCCACCCACUCCUGCCCAGCGGAGACUAGAGGUGCCAGUUUCUGGCCUGCGGAGCAACAACAAGCCUGUUUCCAAAGUAUCAUCCCUGAUCAAGUCUUUCGACAGGACUGAGAACCAGCGCUGCGACAGUAGGCCACCCCCCAGCAAGCCUCCAGCUCUCAAAAAUCCCCCCAAAUUCACACCUCUUCCAGAUAGCAGUGUCAACUUCUGCUUCGACUCUGCCUUUCUGACAGUCAGGAGGGUGCCUGCUGAAGUCUCCAAUGUACACCAAGGCAGUCACCAGCCCACCCAGAGCCAGGGAGAACAAGAGUCCCCUAAGAACCCUGAGAUGGCCCAUCACAGCUCCGGCACCUUCUUGUCAAAACCGGACAGCGCGGCCAGCUUAUUCGAGUCCAAAUUCCCCUCUCCACCACACCACGCAGCCAAGGUGGAGCCUAGCAGAGUCCAGGAGUGGGCGCACAAAAGGACCUUUCUGCACAGUGAGAAUAGUGCCUUCGAGUCGUGGGACGCCCACCAACCCAAGCUGCUGGAGAGAAAGAAUGUCUCUGAAAGCAUCUCUGAAAACAAAGUUCCCAGACAUUACGAGGAUGCAACCCCCAUAAGAGAGGCCCAUGCUCCGCAGCACAAGGUCUCUCCCCGCCCCAUGCGGCCCAGCUGUGCUCAGGAGGAGAACUGCUCAGCCACGGGGGUUCUGUCCACCUCUGGACCCUGGGGAGCCAGGGAUCUGGGAGCCCAGGUGGAGGGAAAACCACCCAGCUCACAGCCUGACCCUCAGGUGAAACCAACCCAGCCUCCGUGGAGAAAGCCGAAGACCAACAGGGGAGGGAAGGAAAAUCUGGUAGAUGUUGCAGAGGAACAGAAACAGACCCAGCGGAGAGGCCCCACUCUGUACACAAAGCACAACGUACAGGCGCACCCCGCAGAGAACGACACCAUGGACGUGGCUGGGGACCGCGACCCGCAUUACAGCCCUCCUUUCAAUAUCAGUAAACUCCUGACCCCUAUCAUCCCCACCAAGCACGCCCUGGAGUCAUUGGACAGCCGGCCAGAGGAGACCAGCCCGUCCCCACCAGGGCAGCUGAAUGGAUAUCAGGAGCGGGAGCCCAGCGAGUGUCCAUCAAGAGACAGCUACAAAUCCAAAGCACCCAGCCUGCUGUUCAAUCUCAAGGACGUGCGGAAGCGCGUCAAGAGCACAUACAGUCCCUCCCUUCUGUCCAAAGGCUUUGAUGAGAAAUCCCGAGGGAAGGCUGAUGGCAAACAAGAGUCAGUGAGCAACGGAGUUGUGCUUCCCAACGGGAUCGAGGAAAGUCCUCCAAACGAGCUAUUUGCAGAGAGGUUAGCUGAGGACCCUACCACCUCGCACACCGGCACCCAGAACCCUCCAGCCCACCCCAGUGAGGCCUCAGUGCACAGCCUUGGCUCCCUCCCUACAGCUGCCACGACCUCUUCCUGUGUCAGCGAGAAGGCUGCAGGAAGGGGCAGCAAGGCGAAAGAUGCUGAUGACAGGGAGUCAGAGCCAGGCUCUUCCGAAUCCACCUGGCAUGCAGACAGCAGGAGACAGGGUCCCAGGAAGCAUCUGUCCCUGAGGUUGUGCACCAAUGAGUCCAAGGAGGAGACUGGGCAGGAAACAGGGCAAACCAAGCCCUACCACCUGGAGAACGGUCUCUUGCAAUCCUCCUCCCAGGAGACAGAACCUGAACACAAGACAGGGCUUCCGAACCCACCCCUGGACCAGAAAGCCUCGCCAGGACCCCUGUCCCCCGAGGAGGAGGAUGUGUUCUAUAGUGACAGCCAGUCCGACUUUAUGCCAGGCCUCCGCAGGAAGACAAAGUUUAGCACCAGCUCUUCAGAUCAGUCUUUUGCUUCCUUUGAUGAUCAGCAGAAGACGUGGUUUUCCGAGAGCCAGCGGGAAGACAGAAAGAAUGAUGUGAGUGUAGGUGACAGUGAGAAGAAGGGACAUGUGACAGGGACAGGUGACGUCCUGAGUAAUGGGUACAUGUGCAUGGGAGAGCACAGCCAGGGUCAGGCACCGCAAAGCACAGGGGAAGGUCUGUGUGCAGGCGGACCCGGAAGCGUGUCCACUAAGGAAGCAAAACACAGAGGCUCUUGGAUGGGGGAAAAUAAGGACAUGGCCCUUUCACAGGCCACAGACCCCACCCCUUCUCCAUCUUCAGCUGUGAAUAAGCACCUGCUGUUCACAAUUAAAGACAACACCCUAAGGGCCACCCCUGUGAUCAAACCCAUCAUCCUGCCACUCCUGAGGACGGUGUCCUCAGAGGACUCGCUCGGAGGUGGCCACAGAGAGGGAGGAUCACCAAGGCAAGGCUGGGGUGAGGAUGCUGGAGGGCGCAGUGUCCUCGAAAGCCGGGAAAUGCCCAGCACCCCGACACCUGCUAACACGCGGGGCACACGCUCAAAGCACAUGGCCUUUGAGGUCUCAGAGGAUCCUGGGCAGAUGUCCGUGGCAGCUGGGACAGACACCUCUCAACAAGACCCUGAGGGGACUUUCUCAUCUCUGCCACUGGCGGGAGAGGGCAACAGGAUGAAGCCACCCCCAGAUAGGGCACAGGAAGUCAUAGCUAGCAAUAGGAGGCGCAGGCCCACAGACUCCAGGAAGCCGGCUGCCCCUAGACACAUCCCCACCAUCACUUUCCCUGAGGGUGAUCUGGAAGAACAGCCAACCCCUCAGACACUGGCCACUUGCUGGGAAGAGCAGCAGGAAAGUAUCCAAGGCCAGUUUCUGUCUGCACCCAGAGCAGGGCCACUAGGGCGAAGACUGGUCCUGGGCGAGAUGGCGACAUCCCCCAACCCCAGCUCCAUGGGAGAGAGCAGCGCCUGCUCACCCUCUGCCAACAGCCUUUGGGACAGUGCCUCUCAGGCCCCUGGAGACCUGGGUCUGCUGCCCGAGGAGCCCCCUGGCAGCCCAAGGAGCCCCUGGGCUGGCCUAGAUCCUACCAGGCUGGCACGGCGGGAAGACUUGAUGCAUGGCCUCAUGUGGGAGCCAGAUAGCUCAGACCCCCAGCGCCAGCUGGUCACAGAGGACCUCUGGGCGCUCUCCCCCAGAGGCUCCUUGCCAGAUGCAGCCACCAGCCCUGAAAGACCUGAGCCUCCCAUUCAGCUGGAGAGGGUGGCUGAGAAGCCCCCCGCAGUGCCCCCCAAAACCGAGAAGGCCCUGCGGCGAGCAAAGAAGCUGGCCAGCAAGCGGAGAAAGAGUGAUCAGGUGGCUGAGCGGCUCAGUGAAGCCCGUGAAGUUCGCGAGGGGACCGAGCGUAGGCCCCGGGCCUUUGGGGAGGGACCCCAGCUCCCUACCGUGCGUGCACUGCCCCCUCCUGCACACCGCCACUCAGUGUCAGGUGUCAUGGAACCCAUGGGGAGGCGGCUGUGGGGGACCCAGUCCCUGGCACCCCUGCCCCCGUACCCUGCCAUGCAGAAGGUCCUCCAGGACCCACAGUCUGGGGAAUACUUCGUCUUCGACCUGCCCCUCCAGGUGAAGAUUAAGACCUUUUACGAUCCUGAGACUGGCAAGUAUGUCAAGGUCUCAGUCCCCGCCUCUGAGGGGGCCUCCCCUGAGCCACUUGGGCAGGACACCCUGACAAUGCCCUACCUGAUGUACCCAGGUCUCCGGCCUGUGCCUGUCACAGCGCUGAGGCCCCUGCGCUGUUCUUCCCAGCUCUCCGCACCCACCUUCCUGGGGCAGGGCCUCCACUCUAGGCCCCACAGCGUCCACGACACAGGGCCUUGGCCCAACGCUGGGUCUCAGGGGGACACAAGCCCACCCAAGGCCACCCAGCAUGCACAUGGGCCACCCAGGGGCCUAGAGGAUGAGGAAGUGGAAGCCCCAGGCCUGGCCAUCAUCUCCACCGAUGACCUGGAGGACUUUGCCACAGAAGGCAUUUCUUGAGGGUUAAAACAGACUGAGCCCCAACCCCCAAAACCAAAGAGCUUACAUCCCAUCCCCUCAAACAGACAGUCUCUCUCUCUGUCUCUGUCUCUGUCUCUCUCUCUCUCACACACACAGGCCCACACACACACAUACACACAGGCAUCAACCAUAUUCAGCAAUCUGAGACCCCAAAUGUCCAGAGGAAAGUGGGGAUCUACCAGCCCCCUCCAAAGAGGGUGCUGUUCACCUGGCCCAUCCCUGCUGCCUCUCCCCGCACCCGGCCAUCCCACCCUGCCUGGGCCCUGUUCUAGGGUGAUGUAGCUCAGAUGUAGCUCAGAUCCUCAGGGCUGCUGGACAGCAGCCUCCACCCUUUCUCAAGGUGGGCUAGCCAGGGAAAGCCUGGGUGUCCUACCUGGGGUAGGCCCGCACACCGCAGCCAGGCUGCAGGUCACCUCAGCAGUCUUGUAGAAAUGAUGAUGGCGACGAGGACAGGUGUUGCUUUGUUCCCCACAGGGAACUUGCCUCCCAGCUCUAUUUUCUGACAAAGAGAAGGCUACCAUUUAAAACAAUGAAACAAGUUUGCCAACCCA